AUGGAUGCAGAAUCGGAGGCUAACCUGUACCGGAUGUACGAGAAGAGGCAGUACGACGCCACUCGACAGCGGCCGGUGCUUCCGGUGACGAUCGUGACCGGCUUCCUCGGCGCGGGCAAGACGACGCUGCUGAGGAAGAUCUUACGCUCGAAGCACAACCUUCGCAUCGCCGCCGUGGUGAACGAGUACGGCACUGUGGACCACGACGGAGGGGUGCUGGAGAGAGACGGACAGACGGACAGCGUAGACAAGCUCAUGGGCGGCUGCGUGUGCUGCCACACCUCCCUCGGGGGCCAGCUCGAGGAGAAGGUCAGCGAGCUGUUGAGGAGGCCGGACCAUGCGGAAGAUAGGUACGACUACCUCGUGAUCGAGACCAGCGGUGUUUCUGAUCCAGAGUCGAUCGUGCGGGCACUCGACAAGACCUUCGGAAAGCUCACCAGAGCAAGGUUAGACUCCGUCGUGACUGUCGUCGAUGCGGACGCGCUGUCCCACCAACUGGAGGAGGCGGCGGGGGCGGGGGGGCAGGGGGGUGCUGGAGGCAUGUUGGUCUCCAUGAGACACCAGCUAGAGAGCGCUGACGUCAUCCUCCUCAACAAGGCCGACUUACUGGACGACCAACGGUUGUCGAAGCUCACCGAAGAGGUCGCGAGUGUCAAUCCCGCCGCACGAGUGGAGUUCUGCUCCUACGGAAAGGUGCCCCUGCACUCGGUGCUGGACGUGGAGGCCCCGCGGACCGACAUCCAGGGGGUCUCCCAUGAGGCGGCGGUGGCGGCGACGGACACGAGUGCUCGGCGGAGGUGGGGAAGACGGAGGCACCGCAGGGACACUUGCGGGACGACCGCCUCGAGCAGGUUCCAGGAUUGGGUUUGCCAUGGCAUGCCGGCGGGCGUGGUGCGGGUGAAGGGGGUGCUGGCCUUCGACGAGGACAGGCUGACUAGGUCGGUUUUCAACAUGAGCGGGAGGCGGCGUCUUUCCUUCGAAACCGACGGCGUGUGGCAGGGACCAAUGAGCCUCCACCUGGUCGUUAUAGGGGUGGGGAUGGACCGCGCCGGGGUUUUGUCCGCCUUGGAAGGCUUGCGCGUCGACACGUCGUCCGGUGCUGGUUCGGAGAGACACUGCGACGGCCGUGGUUCGGCCGAGCUUGAGAAGGAAACCGAGCGAAUGACGAGAAUACUGGAGGACGAUCCUCUCUUCGAUCCCGUGCCUCGUGAGGCUACGCCCUCGUGUGCCCAGCACGUCGUGCGCUUUCGUUUUACCGGCGCUGGUGCCUACGGUAUCCCGCCAUCUCAGCUGUGCAUCAAGUUCGGCGUAAACCUGGACGCUGUCAACCGAUCCAUCCUCCGAGCCGUCAACAGCGGCGCGACACCCGGCAGCAGCACUAGCCCCACGACCAGGUACUAGUGUUGGCGUUUCCCUCGCGGACGCUUGGCCCACGCUCGUGGAAACCGCGCGCGGGGUCAUGAAGACCGAGCUGGGUCAUAUCCACUUCUGCAACUGCUUUUCGUAGUGGGCGCAGGGGCUCUCACUCACUCACUCACUCACUCACUCAGUCAGUCGUGAUGAUGAUUGAUGAUGAUUGGCGACGGGAUGACCCCAAGAGAAUAGUAUUUCCGGGGGGUGGAAGGCAAGUAGGUUUGUUCUUGGAACGUUGGGCCAGCUUGAACAGCAGUGCGUGGCAUCUUCCGUUCAAGGUCGCUUGGUGGGCUUGCUGUCCUCGUGCACCAGAUCCCUCCCUCGAUCUUAUUUUCGUUCCGAGGGGCUGGAAGGGAUGCAGUCGGGCGUUGGGUGGACUCGUGCAUCUUUGUGUGUUGUACUUGUAGCACAAAUCAGCGUUUGUUGUCGUGCGUGGCUGGAGAUGAGGAGGGGGCUUAGGAUGUCAGACCCUCGUCUGAACACCAUGCCUCUUCUUCCUUGUUUGGCUCCGGCGGACCACGUAAAAAGACAAAUAUCCCUCUCUCGCGAAUUCACGCACGGCAGUGUUGAGUUAUGUCUUGGCAAGUGUUGAGGUAUGUCUUGGCAAGUGUCGCGCUCUUUGGUCAAUCACAAA
Ectocarpus siliculosus is the source of this 2047-nucleotide messenger RNA. The record is from the annotation of a GenBank genome assembly. Lineage: Eukaryota; Phaeophyceae; Ectocarpales; Ectocarpaceae.